AACCACUAGCGUAGUAUUUCCGAAACCGGCAGCGUCACUCCCUCACCUUGCCCCCUAUCUGUUGGCCACCAUUUUUAAAACAAAAACACCGCUCUCGUGUGUAGUGAUUUUAACUUUAUCAAUACGGUUUAAGGCAUAAUCUACUUUAAAGGAUGGGCGAACGAGGUGGACCAAUUGGGCGUGGAAGAGGCAUGAUCGGUCGUGGGGGCCCUGGAAGGGGUCGAGGAAUGGGUGACAGAGGAGCUAUGAGUAUGUCUUUUCAAUUCAACAGAGGGAUGCGUGGUGGUGGUAUGCGAGGUCGCGGUGGACCUCCAAACAGAGGCGGAGGUGCUCCCAGGCCAGAGGGAGCGCCCGCGGAGCCGCAGCAGACGAGCCCCCAGCAGGGUGAAGCUAUCCCCACGACCGGAGGACGUGGAGGAAUGGGAGCCCCUAGAGGGAUACCCACGCGAGGCAGCUACCCGCCGCGCGGCAUGAUGGGAGGAGGCAUGAGGGGGCGAGGAGGGCCAGGUCGCGGAAUGCGAGGCAUGGACCGUGGAGGCCGUGGUGGCGGCAUGAGAGGCCGUAUCGAUGGCUUCAUCCCCCGAGGCAGACCAGAGGGCGCCUUCAUCCCCAGAGGUGGCCGUGGCGGUGAGAUGAGAGGCCGAGGCGACUUUGUGCCCAGGGGUCGAGGAGCUCCUGGCGGUGGCUUCGACUCGCGGUCAGCGCCUCCCAGAGGUGGAAUGGGUGGAUACCAGAAACCUACCUGUCAGCAAGAUGAGAUAAAGCUGAAAUUCAUGCCAAGAGGUCGCGGUGGAUUUGACCGUGGUCGUGGUGGAGAUCGUGGAGCUCCACGAGGCAGAGGAUCCGGAAUGGGAUUCCAGCAGCGCAACUCUUCGUCAGGAGACCAAGCGCCGUACAGGCAGCAGCAGAACGACUAUCGAGGAGGAUAUCAACAACAGGGUGAGGGGCUGAAGAGGCCCCCAAUGGGCAUGUCUCAGCCUGGAUCUGCACCCAAGAGGGGCAGAUUUGAAGACCAACAGCAGGAUCCCUACCAGUCAGGGUAUUACAGACAGGGUCAGCAGGGCGGCUACGACAACUACCAGAGCCAAUCUGGUGGAAGCUACAGUAAUGGCAACACGGUUGACUACAGCUAUUCACAGAAUGAAAUGCCCCAGGCUGAUUAUAUGGCACCAGCCCAGAGCGCUCCUGCAUACGGAGCUGCUGACCCUUAUUCUUCUUAUCAAAUGCCAGCCCAGCAAACAGACCAACGGUGGGGCUCUGACCCGUACAACAGCGGUUCCGGCUACGGUGGCGCUUCCUCUGGAGGCUACGCUCAGUCGGCCGGUGCCUACAACGGGCGAAAUUACAACGCACCAGCCCCCGCUUAUGGAGGGAGCGCAGGAGGUGGUUACAGCCAAGGCCGCGACUAUGACAUGGAUCGCAGAUAUUGAGAGAGACUCUGAACUCGACCUUAAGUCUCGAUUUAGUGCACAAGUCACUAAAACCAUCUUUUUAUUUUAAUUUAAAAACCUGAUGAUGAUAUAUCACAACCGCGAGAACGCGACAUUUUAGUAGUAAAUCCAUCUCUCUAUUCUUAAGGAACAAGCUUAUGUGUAAUAAUAAUCUUAGCUUUAUUUUUAAUUCCACUCUUCGCAAUGUUGAGUUGGUUGAAAAUUAUUAUGAUCGUGUGUAGUCAAAGCAAAGUGAAAUAAAAAAUUGCAUCUCGUGUUGCAUCUUUAGAUCAGAAAAAAAUAAACCGUCAGAGUCUUGUCUUUAAAGCAGAAACACCUAACUCUUGCUAACUACGUCUAACGAAAAAAAGUUAUCCAUGAUUUCAAGUGUACAGUUAUUAAACUGACAAAAAUUCCUACAUCUUUUUGUAAUUUGAUUUUUGUUGAUCCCUUUCCUUUAUUUUUAUGGGAGGGAACAGCUUUUUGCACAGUCGUGGAAGGUGCAAAAAAUUAUUUGGCAUUUAAAUAAGAUAAUUAAACUGUUUAUAAAAUAAACAUGAAUUCGUGAUAAAAAAAUGAACCACACUCCUUGAGCCACAAUCGUUUGAAAAAUCGAAGAAAACAAUAUGCGGCGAGCUGACACAAAUUGCGUCAACUUUACAAUCAGGUAUCAGUUAUCAGGUAAAAACCAUUAAAUUUACUAAGUUCUGGAAAACAAAAAUCUCAUGCAUAGUAAAUUCCUCUUUAUAUAGGACUAAAUAUUUUCGCUGGCGACUUCAAUUUAAUGGCUACAUAGAUAAGGUGAUUGAGGAAUAAAAAUAAUCACAUUAAACCAUAGAAGUUAAAAAUGCAGAUUAACACGAUUCUUAGCGAAGUCGCCAGUAGUUUUGGAUCACAUUAGUCAAAUUUUCCUUGAUGUAGCACUUUAUCUCGCUAGUCAUUCCAUCCACUUGGACAGCCUGCAAAGUUUUCUGCAGCAGAAACAAAGGAAAUUCUCCAUUCGCUUCUGUCGCAAGGAUUUUUUAUUAACUUUGAAAUCAUUUUGGUGGAGUACUUUUCCAAUAAUUAAUUUUCCCUGUGGAAUUUUGGUAUAUAUUGUUGUUGUUGAAAUGAAUAAUCUUUCCAAUGCAAAGCAAAGGACAACUCGCCCUAUUCCCACGUAUAUCACGUGUGGAGCGACACCCAGUUGCAAGCGCAACUAAAUUGCGAAAAAUUGCGAAAGGAAUGGGCCACAAAUCAAAUGUGGCAGAAUUUCAUCACUUGUGUAAGUAUGCAAGCACCAAUAAAUAGCAAACACACAUGAAAAAAUGAGCGGUGAUCGAAUCCCGCGGAGGAUGAAUAUAAAUUUAUGAGAAACAAUGUUGAAUAACGCAAUAGCAUAGCAAAAAAUAUAGAUGCAAAGAGUCUUGGCGCAAUAGGCAAACUCACGCCGACACAUGAAUGUUUUUGGACCAGAAAAGUCUUUGCGAGAAACGACGAAGAAAAUGGACAGUAAAGUGAACCGACAAAGUAAAGUUGUUCACCAUUAUGAGAACUGACUUUCCACGAAAGGCAACUGAAAGUGAAUUGCGUGCGCCGCAAAAGGAAGAAGUUCGGUGAAAUAUAUGCUCUAAAGCGCAAAUGACUGCGACUGCUAUGAAAUCAAAUCAAAACCGGACGACUAAAACGAGAAAGGAAUUAAUACUGAAUGCAUGCGAAUACAGGGAAACGAGCCGUUGGCCAGACUCUUUGCCUUGAAAAAGCGUCUUUGCAAUUGCUGACUUAGGCAGCCAAAUGCGAUUGAAAAUGUAUCAAAUCGAUUUUUUGAUUAAUAAAGAAAGUGCCACCUUUGGUCGCAAAUGAAAGCAUGUAGUGGAUUAAGAUCGAUUUUUAAUGUUCUAAUACAAGUAUUUUCAAUUCUCAGGGUAUCAACAAUGAUGAACACCACCCUGAGGUGUGACCUUCCAGUGACACCUCCAGUGGUUGGUCAUCCAUCGAAUUCAAGACUGAACCGUAACGAAGAAGACUGAUGUUGUAAGAUCUCAUUUUUAACUUUUCAAAUAAUAAACUGUUAUGUUUACAAUGAA
Molecule: messenger RNA, 3496 nt
Organism: Cloeon dipterum
Lineage: Eukaryota; Metazoa; Arthropoda; Insecta; Ephemeroptera; Baetidae
Product: pro-resilin-like
Exons: 8
Coding region: 153-1430 (425 amino acids)
Source: RefSeq, a predicted model, not a curated record